GAUUAAAAAGGACGGGCACAGAUUGCAUACGUCAGGGACAACUGUUUGUUUGCACCGGCUUGAGAGGUUACUGGAGGUAAUUACUCUUCUGGACAUACAACCUGUUGAUAUCCUGCAUCUCUGUGUACGUCUAAUUCAUCUUGGAGCAAUAGACUGGUUUCCCUGAGAGCCGAGUCCCUCCUGACUUCUCUCCCUCACUAUCGCUGACGUCGUGCUGCUUCCUGUUGUUGUAAGGCCAGACCCACAGCUGUUGCCUCGGCUGGCCGGACACUGCUUCCUCUUACCCACCGCCAGGGUACUAGAGUGUAGUAUCCUGCCAGGAAAAGCUGUCACUCACCCAAACUACCAUCUUCUCACAACCCUUAAGACCCUGGACAAGUUAAGACAUUUUGUAAAAGGUUGGUGUCAAUUGUGUAUGAUGUAAAGUGGGUGAACGGUAAAAACAGCAGAUACAGGAACAAAUACUUUGAGGAGUGCUAUAUCUGCUGCCUUGGCUAAAGAACAUUUCAAGUACCGUUAAGGGACAAACUAUGUCAGUGUACAAUGUAAAGAGUUAUAUAAGCAUCUCCCUUGAUACAAGUAAACAAUCUCAUGUUUAGAUAGAAAAUUAGGUCAUUUAGUGGGGUCCUGUGUAUUUUUAAAUUAAAACUAAAGAAAGGAAAAUCUUGUGGUUUUCUCAGGACUCCAACUCCGAAGACUCCAGAUCUAGUAUACAGGAGGUGUGAACAUUUUUUGUGUUGAAAUGUAGAUGUGUUAAAGUUGUUAAAGGUCAGAGGGUCACGGUUGGUAUAAACCCGAGUCCAUUAGUGGAUUAUAGACAUAACCACUCCACGGAUCCUGCAUGUCCCUGGGAUUAGAGACACUCGCAUUAUAGAGGCAGGAGGACAUGGGGCAUGACGAGCCUGUCCAUUUAACUAAAUCACAAGUGCAACGGUACACUUUGGGACUGCUGUGACUGAAAAACAGGACAGUAACAGUGGAUUUCUUCAGUUGCUACAAAGUUUGACCAGCAUUGAUCAUACGCAACAUGGAAAUAGAUUUGGAAGGGAUUAUCCAGUGCAUCAAGCGCAGAGACACAGACAGCGUUCAGAUCUAUCUACAAGAGUUCAACAAAGAGUAUGCGCAGUGCUUCUUUUUUGACAAGGAGGAGAGAAAUCGCAGGAAACAAAAGAGACUUGAAGAGUUUAAGAAGAAUAAAGUGAGAGAUUUUACAGAUUCAGACUCAGAUGGUGAAGAAUAUGAACAAGAAGACCGAGAUCUCUUCCUCAGACAAAAUUUGGCCCUGGUGUUGGUUGGCUUUAUCCGAACUGAAGUCAAUUGCAGCCUCCUGAAAGUGUCUCUUCGAAGCCUGAGGAUCCUGUCCCGGGACAAGAGGGUGCUGGCUCCUCUGGUGACCGACAGUGCCCUUCUGAACCUGGCCAAACUCGCUGGUCUGACCAAAGGAGAGACCUAUGAGGAGCCCUCAGACCCAGAUACAACUUUCUACGACAACAUCAUUGUGUCCCUCGCUGAAGCCAAGGCCCAGCACAGCCACGACGCGGAUGCCGGCAUGGAAACUAGCGAGCAGAUGGAAGAGUGCACAAGUGUGGACAGUGGAAACGUGGAGCGGAUGGAUGGGGUUAGCAGCCCUUGGCCUGGUCUCAGUCAGGCUCAUGGGGUCAGCACCCAUCAGAGAGCGCUAGAGCGAGGCAGGAGGGACCGGCGAGAGAGCAAGAUGGAGGGAGAGGGAUACAGCGAGGAAGAGGGUGACUCAGAGGAGGCUCAGAGGAAGGAGGCCAUGAAGGUGUUGUGUAAUGUGGUCUACAACAGCAGCUGGGCCCAAGAGAGGUUCAGCGCACUCAGACUGAUUAAUGGUCUAAUAGAGCUGGUGUCUGCUGGAAUUGGCUGUUCACCUCCCUCCAGUGUUCAAUUUUAUGAACUGCGCCUCAUGUUUCUGAUGACUGCAUUACGGCCAGAGCUCAGCAAACAGCUUCAACAGGCGGAUGGAGUGUCUAUCCUCACAGCUGCUCUGGAGAGCUGCCUGGAGGUGCAAUGGAAGGAUCAAUACCAGUGUAUGCUGAACCCUGUGGCUCCUCCCAUCUCCCUGGAUGCCUCACAGCGCAUCAUUGAGAUUCUUAAAAUUCUUUUCAACAUCACAUUCAGCACCCACCGCCUGGAGCCCACAGAGGAAGAUGCAGCUCAAUAUAGACACCUGGUGGCGAUUCUCCGUCUCUGCCUCCUGAGGAAGUGUGUGCUGGCAGAUGACACUGACGAACUGCAGGGUCACACGGUGAAUUUGCUGUCAGCGCUGCCCCUUCAGUGUCUUGAUGUGCUUCUCAACGUGCCCCUGAUGCCAGGCUCAGAGCAGUUCAAUGGAGUUAACAUGGACUGUGUGCACAAGCUGCUGCUGUUUAUGGAGCGCCGGCUGGAGCAGGGUGAUAAAUUCAAAGAGAAGCUGACCCCUAUACUUAACCUGCUGACAGAGAGCUGCCGAGCUCACAGGGAAACCAGGAAGUACCUCCGAAACCAGAUUCUGCCACCACUCAGAGAUGUGUCCCAGAGACCAGAGGAGGGGUCAACAGUUAAAAGUCGAAUUGUCCGCCUCAUGACUCACCUGGACACAGAUCUGAAACAUUGUGCAGCUGACCUCAUCUUUGUCCUCUGCAAAGAAAAUGUACGUCGCUUUGUGAAAUACACUGGCUACGGUAACGCAGCGGGCCUUUUGGCCACCAGGGGGCUGCUGGGGGGCCAGACCACUCUGAGCGUCAGUGCACAGUAUUCCAGUGACUCGGACUCGGACACAGAGGAGUACCGACGGCAGAAGGACCGCAUCAACCCGGUGACAGGGCGAGUGGAGGCCCAGCAGCCAGACCCCAUGGAGGGCAUGUCCGAGGAAGAGAAAGAGGAGGAGGCCAAGAGACUCAUCAAGCUCUUCAGCAAGCUCUCUAGAGAAGACAUUAUCCAGCCCAUGGGUGUGGACUCAGAAGGGCGACUCGUUCCCAUGGCAGGACUCCAAGACAACAUCACAGACGAAGGACACUCAGAUUCAGAUUUUGAGGAGGAAAAGUAACAUUCACUUGUAAAC
Periophthalmus magnuspinnatus is the source of this 3064-nucleotide messenger RNA. Its product is annotated as synembryn-A. Gene Ontology annotation, biological process: G protein-coupled receptor signaling pathway. Gene Ontology annotation, cellular component: cytoplasm; plasma membrane. Bases 1028 to 3049 code for a protein of 673 amino acids. Gene Ontology annotation, molecular function: G-protein alpha-subunit binding; guanyl-nucleotide exchange factor activity. Lineage: Eukaryota; Metazoa; Chordata; Actinopteri; Gobiiformes; Gobiidae. The record is from RefSeq and is a predicted model, not a curated record. The transcript has 14 exons.